Drosophila novamexicana is the source of this 1148-nucleotide messenger RNA. Its product is annotated as leucine-rich repeat-containing protein 1. The record is from RefSeq and is a predicted model, not a curated record. Lineage: Eukaryota; Metazoa; Arthropoda; Insecta; Diptera; Drosophilidae. Gene Ontology annotation, molecular function: protein binding. The transcript has 3 exons. The coding region runs from base 100 to 1119 and encodes 339 amino acids.
GCUUCGAAAAUGUAUUAUAGAUUUGGAAAAUAUUCGUCCUAAAUUGUAACUGUCGGAGACAAUUCUCGAGUACUGAGGAGAAACAACGGAAAGCCAGAGAUGGACGCAGUUUGCCAUUUUUUUCGCACCAAUUAUAUAUUGGCCAACUGUGAGGAUGUGAUAUGCAAGAAAGCGUUUUCCUUAAAUCUAUCGCAUUACCAAAUGGCCGAGCUACCAGAUAUUAUCGAGCAUUGUGAAACGCUGAUGAAGCUAUUUCUAAAUCAGAAUAAACUAACUAAGGUGCCAUCCAGUCUAGGCAACUUGAUGCGCUUGCAGGUCUUGGCGCUGGACUACAACAAGCUGGAUGAAUUUCCCGCGUGCAUCUGUCAAUUGGUCAGAUUGAAAUUCCUGAAUGUCAGCUGCAACAAUAUAAGUCGCUUGCCGCCGGAACUGGGACAUCUCACUGCUCUGGAAACAUUCUGGUGCAAUAAUACGGGAUUGCGCAGGCUGCCAACGGAAGUCUCCAAUUGCGAGCGCCUGCAAACGCUGGGUGUACGUGGCAAUCGUUUGCGCAAGCUUCCCGAUGCACUGGGCAAGCUGGCAGAACUGCGCUGGUUUACGGCGGAGAGCAAUGAGCUUGGCGAGCUACCAGAAACAUUUGGAUUACUGCAAAAUUUAAUACAUCUAAAUCUGAAGGGCAAUCGUCUGAAUCGUCUGCCAUGCAUGCUAAUUACCAUGCCCAAUUUGAAAUUCGUUUUCCUCAAUGAAAAUCGUAUUGAACUAAUUCCCGAUCGCGCUGAGCUGGAGCAACUGCGUUUUCUGCGUAUGCUCAAUUUAUCAAAGAAUCCAAUUAGCACGCUACCUGCGCUGCAGGAACUGGCGCAGAACCAGGCAAACAUCUAUGUGGAGUCGGUGAUUGAGCUGCUGCCCGAAGCUGGAGUCACGGCGAACGGGUUAAGUGCCAAUGCCAAUGUAGAAGAAGAACCAAAUGCGCAGCAGGAGCAGGAGUCCUCAUCGGAUUGGGCUAAUAGUGCACGCACCAGCCAAUUGGAUAGUUCGGAUGAGAGCAACUUGGAGAAUACCAUUGAGGAUUUGAGCGUUAUGCUGCCUGAAAUGUCUCGUUUUGUGACAACAUUUUAAGAUAUUUCAAAUAGAAUUGUUGCGUACUA